CACGUUGUUCAAUGUGUAGUGGUCGCAGUGAAGAGCAUCGGGAACAUCAUGAUGGUGACCUUCUUGCUAGAAUUCAUGUUUGCUGUAAUCGGGGUGCAACUGUUUGCCGGAAAGUUCCACUCGUGCAACGAUGGAUCACGUCUUCGUGAGAUUGACUGCCGUGGUCAAUUCAUCACGUACGAGGCAAACGAUAUUAACCGACCAGUGGUGUAUAACCGAACCUGGAUGAACAAUCCGUUGAACUUCGAUUAUGUACCAAAUGCUAUGCUGACAUUGUUCGCUGUGUCUACAUUUGAAGGAUGGCCCGGUCUACUAUACCGCUCCAUCGAUUCCUAUGCGGAAGACUAUGGAAAGGUGUACAAUAAUCGUCCGAUUGUGGCAAUUUUCUACGUUGCCUACAUCAUUGUGAUUGCCUUCUUCAUGAUCAACAUCUUUGUUGGUUUCGUCAUCGUCACAUUCCAACAAGAAGGUGAACAAGAAUAUAGAAAUUGUGAAUUGGACAAAAAUCAGUUCAACUAUCCCGUUGCAUUGAGUCCUCACAACCAGGUUGAAGGUGGACUAGAUUCCUGUUUGUCUCCUGAGUAUACCGAACUCAAGGUCGUUGCUUGUGGAUCUUUAACUUCUUGCCUACCGUUUUUGCCCUAUGUUACCGAAUCAGCCGGUAUCGAUGGUCCCCACUUGAUCCGACGCAGGCGUGAAAUUGCCAUAGAGGCAUAUCCCAACGAUACUAUUGUAAAUCGGACAAUGGCAGCAGUAGCGGAAUCUGCAGCCCAAUCCAGCGGGGGUCUGAGUGAUGGGGCUUUGGCUGCGGCUAUUGUAGUCCCGAUUCUUGUAGUCAUUCUGGCUGCGCGCAAGUGUAUUGAAUUCUCCUUGAAAGCCCGCCCGGUCAAACGAUACAUACCAAAACAGAAUUUCCAGUAUCGAAUUUGGUGGUUCAUCACCUCUCAGCCGUUCGAGUAUUGCAUCUUCAUCUUCAUUCUGAUCAACACAAUCUCCUUGGCAAUGAAAUUUGAAGGACAACCUGGUGCUUAUGCUGAUGCACUGGACUACUUGAACAUGAUAUUCACCGGAGUUUUCACGGUGGAGUUUGUGUUGAAGCUUGCUGCCUUCGGUUUCAAAAACUAUUUCAGCGAUGGAUGGAACGUGUUCGAUUUCAUCAUAGUAAUCGGAAGCUUCGUUGACAUUAAUAUGUCGCAUUUGGCGGAAAAAUCGAAGUUCAUCAGCAUCAAUUUCUUCCGACUUUUUCGCGUAAUGCGGCUUGUUAAAUUAUUGAACAAAGGAGAAGGCAUCCGCACUCUACUAUGGACGUUUGUCAAAUCGUUCCAGGCUCUUCCGUAUGUAGCUCUUCUGAUCACCAUGUUAUUCUUCAUCUAUGCGGUCAUUGGAAUGCAAAUGUUUGGAAAGAUCGCUUUGACCAACGUGGACAGUGCGAUAAAUCGGAAUAAUCACUUCCAAACCUUCCCUCAGUCUCUGCUUGUCCUUUUUCGAUCGGCAACAGGCGAGGCAUGGCAAGAGAUUAUGCUCAGUUGUGUGAACGAACCCGCCGUCAAAUGUGAUCCACAUUCCGAUUCCGAAAUGAAAGCCGUUCGAGCCUAUUUGGAACAGAUUGGAAUUUUUGAUUCGAACCUCACCUUACCAGAUAAUCGAACUUUGCUACUUGAACAGAACACGACCACUCCACUAUUUUCAGAUAAUAUGAAUUGGACAGCAUAUUCUACUUCGCCCAACGGUGAUUCUGUACAUAGAGUAAACCAGACAAAGUUUUACGGGACAUUCGAAAAUCACGUGCAACCACAUACACUACCCACUUCCUCCCUUCCCUAUCCCGAUCAAUGGACCCAUUCAUUCCCGGCGUUUAAACCCCCCAAUGCGCAACCAUUCGAUCCAAGCCUAACUCCACCUCGACUUGAACGACUUCGUAAGCAGGUUCAAUAUGAUGAAUACGAGGACGAUAUGGAGGUGCCGUCAGCUGAUCCAGCCGGACUGUCAGAUGUCACACCCGACCCCUAUGGGGAAUCUUCGAAUCCACUGGACUGGCAGUUCCCUCUACCGAAAGCAAAACUCGAGGAGUUGGGUUACUUCGGGCCGACGGCCAACUGUGGAUCGAACUUUGCUUAUCCUUUUUUCAUCUCAUUCUAUAUGGUCUGCUCGUUUUUGAUUAUCAACUUGUUCGUUGCUGUCAUCAUGGAUAAUUUUGACUACCUCACAAGGGACUGGUCAAUACUGGGCCCUCACCACCUGGAUGAGUUUGUUCGUCUCUGGUCGGAAUACGAUCCCGAAGCGAAAGGACGCAUCAAACAUCUGGAUGUCGUUACUCUGUUGCGUAAGAUAAACCCGCCUCUUGGGUUUGGUAAACUCUGUCCACACCGCACUGCCUGCGUGACUCUAGUGCGCAUGAAUAUGCCACUAAACAGCGAUGGUACCGUUAUGUUCAACGCCACUCUGUUCGCCCUGGUUCGUACAAAUCUGAAAAUUAAAACUGAAGGUGCACCGAUUGACCAGUUGAAUGAAGAACUGCGUACUGUGAUCAAGAAGAUUUGGAAACGUACAAGUCCCAAACUUUUGGAUCAGGUUGUUCCUCCUGCAGGUGGAAACGAUGAUGUGACUGUGGGGAAGUUCUACGCAACAUUUCUCAUUCAAGAAUGGUUUCGUCGUUGGAAGCAAAAGAAGGCUGAGGAACAAAAGGCACUGCUUCACGGGCAGGGCAAGCGUCAUUCCAUCAUGCCUUUCAAAGGGAAACCACCGCUGCUGACUCUUGACUCACAACACACGUCUGGAAUUUUCGGUCACGCAAACUCAUCAGACGAAGGAGGCGGCGGCAGCGGAAAACCGGAAAAUGGGAGUUUCACUGAACCAGACAGCCACUCCGGUCUACUGGGUUCGAUGAUGCAGGUCUUUCAACGCGUCGGCAGUUCCAGACGUCAAUCUAGCGUGUCCAGAACUCUCAGUCCUCACGACCUUGAACAAGCUUCCUCGCGAAGGUCCUCUGCGUCCCCAACCGCUCCGGAGAAGGACAGGUUCCGCGAAACUAUUCCUCACGAACACAAACGAGAUGCGGAGCAAAAAAGUCACGUUCUAACAGCUAAGUCGGGUGCACAGCGGCGGAUGUUGCCUGUUGCUGGGACAAAACCUUCCGCCCCUCCAUUAGAUGACCGUGGCACAACGAAAAGCAUGCAGUCAACACAGAACUUCUCAACCCUACCGAGGCCGGCUGAGCCAGUUUACAUGUCGGUUCCGUCCACUACCUAUCAACCACCUGAUACUGGAAUGGAAGACUGGUCUACCUCCGCAGGUCGUCUUACUUCAACCGUGGCUUCGCAACAUCCACGAACGACCGAGGUGCCUGUGACCAACCGCAGAAUGGAAGAUAAUCACAUUAUGGGGGCGCCAGUGUUUCGAUCCUCGAGUGUCUCAAAGAUGCCAUUCGUACAAGAAACGGGUAGUUUAGAGGAGGAUCGCCUAUCAAUACAACGGUCGGAGCCAAGUGUAACAGCGUCCGAGGGAAGUUCUACCGAUGGUCUUUCGUUCUACACCCGUGGAGAUACACCAAGCCCAGCUCCCUCUAUUGGUGCGGCCAUUCUCAGACCUAAUGUUUACCCUGGGACGUUGAACGAUAGGAGCUUGCGCAGACGUCGCCAGCCCCUAGAUGUCUCGGACUACACCGUGUACAGUAGCGUACCACGUGAUUACGCACUUGCAAAACCGCCCGACGUCGGUCAGUAUGCAGCUGCGGAGAUUGACAAACUCUGUGACAUUCCGCGGCCAGUAUGGAUGGCAAGUUUACCGGAUGCUCCAGUUCAACAGACCACCAACCGGCCAGAUCGACCAGGCCCAAAACGAAAAUACCGUCGUCAGCUCCCAGAAAUUCCUCAGAAAACCAAACCAUCACAGGACGAAGAUUACUCCAGUACAACACCUCUACAGCGUUUCACGUUUACCCCAUUGAACCAUAUGGAAAUACGGUUACCUGACCUCGACGCCUCGACGCAGUGGGUCGAAUACGCCGGGAAUCUUUCGCCAACGGGUACUGCGCAACAUGUUCUAGACAAACUGCCACCUGACUCCGCGCCUGCCAUUUUGUACCAGCCACCAUCCAUCGACAUUCACGGGCCUGCUCCGAGUAUGCCAUCUACUUGGACCCUGAGGGUCAAUUCACCUUCACCCCGGCGCCACCACGCAGCUCGCACUCGUCAUGUCUCCACUGGAAGCCUUUCACCAUAUGUUAACCUUUUAUCUGAGAGCGCUACGGUUAUUGGACCAAACUGGCUGGAUCAGCUGACAGAUGGGGUUACAUUGGAUGAGCUUCAAAGUGCGAUGGGACGCAGUAAAGCGCACGGAGUACUGCAGUGGGAUAAAGCACCCGAACUAGCUAGUGAUUGGACACGUCUGCAGCCUUGCGAGAUCCCAAUACCACGAGCAUCGUCACCUCCUCCACCUCCGGCACCAGAUCCUGUGACCUUGGUGGAUCGUCGAUUCGGUGGAAAGCGAUCUCAAGGUGUCACGUCGCUCAACUGUAUCUCGGGUAAUCCUGAUUCAUUUGGCCGGUUUCGCGUUUCUUCGCGUUCCGAAAACUCAUCGGCUCUGAUGGAUGGCCCAAAUCCCGCUGUUUCACGCAUUCGACUGCUUCCCAGGUCAUCGAAAGACGGAUUUUUACCAGCUGGACUGGAGGACAACCGUCAGUUAAGAUAUUUCAAUUCUUUCUUGCCGUACUUUGCGAAAAGUGUCGCACUUGUAGACCUAAUCAUGCACAUGACCAACUACGCGUACAGAGUUAGUUCCGCUCGCAGUGACUUCUACCGAUUCUACAUAUAUUGA
Messenger RNA from Opisthorchis viverrini, 4815 nucleotides. RefSeq lists its product as hypothetical. Gene Ontology annotation, cellular component: membrane; voltage-gated calcium channel complex. Gene Ontology annotation, biological process: calcium ion import across plasma membrane. Lineage: Eukaryota; Metazoa; Platyhelminthes; Trematoda; Opisthorchiida; Opisthorchiidae. The record is from RefSeq and is a predicted model, not a curated record. Gene Ontology annotation, molecular function: high voltage-gated calcium channel activity. The coding region runs from base 49 to 4815 and encodes 1588 amino acids. The transcript is spliced from 24 exons.